UACAAAUUAUGCUCUUCUCAAUCUCACCUCAGCCUCCAUUCCAAAUCCAUCAUCGAAAACAAACCACCUUUCAAGUCAUCAAUCUGGUUGACCACCCAAUCCUCUUCAGAUUCAAGAAUGAUAACCUAAUAAGAAUAAUGCCCUCCUAUGGUAUGAUUGCUCCCAACGAAAGGAAAUUAAUUUCGGUCACCAACAAAGCCAGUCAAUUUGAUACUGAUGUGUUACUAGAAGCUAUUAAUUAUGUUGAGGAAUAUCUCGAUAUGCUUGAGUAUUCCAACCCUCAAUUAUGGGUUGAAAAACAACCAGGUGUAUUGCCCACUCAAAUGGUCUCUAUCAGAAUGAACAUCAACACAGAUGCAUCCAGCACUCAAUAAUCAGAUAAAAAAUAAACAUUUGAAGAAGUUAUGAAAUAAGAGCCUAUGCAAUUACAAAGAUCAUAGCACACCUUCAGUCGGUUAUAAGAACAAAUCGUUCAUAAAAAUAGUCUUGAUGGCCAAGAAAGCAGAACUUCAAAUAUCUUCAACAAUACUCCUAGCAUUAGUCCUAUUUUGUAGGAUGCCAGCAGAUUAAGUGCUAAUAUCAGUAGAGAUGUAAAAUAACCGACCUUUUUUACAGAAACCUAUGAGAUUCCUCAAGAUCCUAUUGAAAAAUUCUAGGAGAAAAUGGAUCUUGAAUAAAACUAUCAGAAUGAACCCUCCGAAUCUGGUAAUUUUAGAUGCAAUGACGAGGAAAGAUCAAAUCAUGAGGUUUCAGGAAUACGCUCAUAAACUUCCAUAAUGAAAGUCGAAUAAGCCUAAUUAAUUUCCACUUUGAAGUAGAAAGAACAACAGAUUAUCAAAUAAAUCGAUUAAAUCAAGACAAGCAAGGACUAGUUGAAUGAUGAAUUAGAGAAAUUGAAAUUUAAAGCAAUGUUCAAAAAUAAAGAAAACCACAAAUGUACUACAAUUAUUAUAAUUUAUAGAGGAUUAAUAAAUACUAAUUGGACAUUUGUUAAUCGUUAGUGUUAUCUGUCUAAUAUUAGGAGCAUUGUUAAAAAAGAUUUAAUAACUUUUUUGAUACUAAAU
Molecule: messenger RNA, 1064 nt
Organism: Paramecium octaurelia
Lineage: Eukaryota; Ciliophora; Oligohymenophorea; Peniculida; Parameciidae
Source: the annotation of a GenBank genome assembly